AACCGCGGGGCUGAGGCAGGGUGCGCGCCUGCGACUGGUGCCUUUUUUUUUUUUUUUUUUUCCCUUUCCCUGCCUAAACUCCUCUAUCAGUCUGUAAACAUUACCUGAGAAUUCCCCAGCCCAAACGGCUGCUAGGGCAAGAAACUUCGUGUCGGAACGUCCCACCUCCGGCUUCCCCGCCACCCCUCGCUCCGUCCCAACCUACGGAGACGCUUUUUCUCCUCCCGAGGAGGAUUUAUCUUUUUGCUUUCUUUUUCUUUUUUUUUUUUUUCUUUUUAAUUUCACCCCUUUUUCUCACCCGGUGCUUUGCUUUUGGGGGAGAGGUCAUUGCAAGAGUGACCCGGUGGGACGCCUCUCCCCGCCGUAUUCGGGUUACUGACUAUUGUUUGGGGUGUUUUCUUUCUCGAUUCCCGUUUUGCUCGGUCCGGGGAGUUCCGUCCCCCGCCCGGCUCCGCGGCGCGUAGGAUGGUGUGGAAAUGGCUGGGCGCCUUGGUGGUGUUCCCGCUAAAGAUGAUCUAUCUGGUGGCGAAAGCAGCCGUCGGACUGGUGCUGCCCGCCAAGCUGCGGGACCUGUCCCGGGAGAGCGUCCUCAUCACCGGCGGAGGGCGAGGCAUCGGGCGCCAGCUGGCCCGAGAGUUCGCGGAGCGCGGCGCCAGAAAGAUUGUUCUCUGGGGCCGGACUGAAAAAUGCCUGAAGGAAACAACGGAGGAGAUUCGGCAGAUGGGCACUGAGUGCCACUACUUCAUCUGCGAUGUGGGCAACCGGGAGGAGGUAUACCAGAUGGCCAAAGCUGUCCGGGAGAAGGUGGGUGACAUCACCAUCCUAGUGAACAAUGCUGCUGUGGUCCACGGAAAGAGCUUGAUGGACAGUGAUGAUGACGCCCUCCUCAAGUCCCAGCACAUCAACACCCUGGGCCAGUUCUGGACCACCAAGGCCUUCUUGCCUCGAAUGCUGGAGCUGCAGAAUGGCCACAUUGUGUGCCUCAACUCUGUGCUGGCACUGUCUGCCAUCCCUGGAGCCAUCGACUACUGCACUUCCAAAGCAUCAGCCUUCGCCUUCAUGGAGAGCCUGACCCUGGGGCUGCUGGACUGUCCAGGUGUCAGUGCCACCACUGUUCUGCCCUUCCACACCAGCACAGAGAUGUUCCAGGGCAUGAGGGUCAGGUUCCCCAACCUCUUUCCCCCACUGAAGCCUGAAACGGUGGCCCGGAGGACAGUGGAGGCCGUGCAGCUCAAUCAGGCCCUCCUCCUGCUCCCGUGGACCAUGCACAUCCUCAUUAUCUUGAAAAGCAUACUCCCACAGGCUGCACUGGAGGAGAUUCACAGAUUCUCAGGAACCUAUACCUGCAUGAACACUUUCAAAGGACGGACAUAGAGGCAGGAGGCAGAGACACGCUCAAGGAGCCACGGAGCCUGAGGAGCCCACAGCGCCCUGGUACACACCCAUGCCUGUCUGUUGGCACAUUCCUGCUCGGUGAGCGGGUCUGCUGCUGAUCCAGGCAAAGACUCUCAGCCCCUCAGGUCAGCCCCAGGACCUUUGCACAGGAAUGAUGGGUACAACUCUGACCUCCAUGGGGAGGCAAGAAACCAGCCAGCAGCCACCUUGACACUUUUGUACAUUUCUAAUUCUGUAGAGUUUAUUAUCACAUUGCUUCUCAAAUCUAACCAGCCUCAGCCGUGUGCAUAGACUAUUUCCAGGAGAGUCUGUCUCCAGACGCUCUGCCUUCCCCUCCAGAGCCCACUCAUCUUCAGCUUGAGCAAACUGGUUGAACGGCAGGAAUGAAAAAUAAAGAGAGAUGGCUUUUGCAA
Heterocephalus glaber (naked mole-rat) is the source of this 1808-nucleotide messenger RNA. RefSeq names its product dehydrogenase/reductase 3 (gene Dhrs3). Gene Ontology annotation, molecular function: all-trans-retinol dehydrogenase (NAD+) activity. Gene Ontology annotation, biological process: regulation of retinoic acid receptor signaling pathway; retinoid metabolic process. Lineage: Eukaryota; Metazoa; Chordata; Mammalia; Rodentia; Bathyergidae. Gene Ontology annotation, cellular component: lipid droplet. The record is from RefSeq and is a predicted model, not a curated record.